Sorghum bicolor (sorghum) is the source of this 875-nucleotide messenger RNA. RefSeq lists its product as uncharacterized. The transcript has 4 exons. Bases 1 to 642 code for a protein of 213 amino acids. NCBI's taxonomy places the organism in Eukaryota, Viridiplantae, Streptophyta, Magnoliopsida, Poales, Poaceae. The record is from RefSeq and is a predicted model, not a curated record.
AUGGUCCCCUCCGCCAUAAAUUACGACGUCCGUUCUCCUACUCUAGGAGAUGAGAAAGAGAAGGACUACUCGUCAGCAGGUCCUUCCCCAUCCCCAUCGUUUUCACGCCUGAGGCCCGACUCCCUUGAGUCCCUUCGUAGUCUCCCUCUCUCCCUCUCGAUCUCCUUCACAGCGUCGCUCUUCCUACUCCUCUCCCCAACACGCAUCCACAUCUGGCCGCUGCCCCCUCCCUGCUCUUCCCCCCAUAGGUGGCGCCUUCGCAUCCAGGACCCUCCUCGCCGGUCGCUACCCCUUGGCGCUCCUUCCCUUCUCUCCGGCGGCCCCCCUUCUCAACUCAGUGUCCAGAUUUGUUGGUCCGAGCACAACCGCCGCCCGUCCAGGUGCAACCCCAAGACGUGCCACCAUCCGUCCAAGCAUGGCCCCAAGUCCGCCGUCGACGGAGGUGCCCUGUCACCGUCCCUGCUCUGCCUCGACGCAUGGGCGUCUAGAUCUACAGCAACGAGCACUCACAAGAAUAGAUAUGCAAGCAAGUGGCAGCACUGUUCUCAAACUUUAAGGUAUGAACAAAUUCGAGUGGACUAUGUGGCAGCAUUGCUCUUAGGCUCUAAAGGCAUGCACUGCUCAGUUUUGGAUGUUUUAUGAGGCUAUCUAUGGAUUGCGGCAAAAGAACCAAGGCGGUCAUGGUGGCUAUUUUCAUUAGUCAUGAAAGAUUUUGUUGUGCGAGCAAAUCAUCUGAGUUGUUGCUGUACAAGCCAACGUCUUAGUUUUGUAGGUACUUGAGUGUAGCUUGGUUAUUGCCUUAGUAUUUCGUGUGAAAUAUUGUACAAGUACAAAUGUUGAUUGUUUUAAUGAAAAUGAUGAGCAAUAUUUGUCAA